AUGCAGAUGUUGAAGGGCUUCCUUCCUGGUAUACAGGAGGAAACAUUAUCUUCAUCGGAGUCCAGGGAAGUCGAUGAUGCAAAAACGGAGAUGGAUGAUCCAGAGAAGGCAAUGGCUACGGUUGCUCAGCUCAUAGAGCAACUUCACGCUAAAACAUCUUCUCCACAAGACAAAGAACUCACGACAGCUCGUCUGCUAGGUAUUGUAAAAGGUAGAAAGGAGGCAAGAAGGCUGAUCGGUUCGUAUCCUCAAGCAAUGCCUUUAUUCAUUUCCUUGCUUAGAAAUGGGACGAGUUUGGCGAAAGUAAACGUGGCGUCGAUCCUCUGUGUUUUAUGCAAAGACAAAGAACUGCGACUAAAAGUGCUUCUAGGAGGAUGCAUCCCGCCGUUACUCUCGGUUUUGAAGUCUGGAACCGUUGAAACUAGGAAAGCAGCUGCAGAAGCUAUAUAUGAGGUUUCUUCUGCUGGAAUUUCGAAUGAUCACAUUGGCAUGAAGAUAUUUAUCACAGAAGGUGUAGUGCCAACUUUGUGGGAUCAACUCAGUCUGAAAGGAAAACAGGAUAAUGUGGUUGAAGGGUACGUUACUGGAGCUUUGAGGAAUCUUUGUGGCGUUGAUGAUGGUUAUUGGAGAGUGACGUUAGAGGAGGGUACUGGUGUAGACAUAGUUGUGUCUCUUUUGUCAUCUGAUAAUCCUAAUUCUCAAGCAAAUGCUGCUUCUCUGCUGGCUCGUCUAGUGAUGUCCUUUUGUGACAGCAUCCAGAAAAUAUUAGAUUCUGGAGUUGUCAAGUCUCUGAUUCAGCUUUUGGAACAGAAGAAUGAUGUAAAUGUUCGUGCUAGUGCAGCAGAUGCUUUGGAAGCUCUUUCAUCAAGAUCCGAUGAAGCUAAGAAAUGUGUUGAAGAUGCAGGAGGUGUUCAAGCUCUCAUUGGAGCGAUUGUUGCUCCAUCGAAAGAGUGUAUGCAGGGAAAACAUGGACAAUCCCUACAAGAACAUGCGACUGGAGCUUUGGCAAAUGUGUUUGGUGGGAUGCGCCAUUUGAUUAUAUAUCUUGGAGAAGUAUCUCAAUCCCCUCGUCUGACGGAACCAAUUGGUGAUGUAAUUGGAGCCCUUGCCUAUGCUCUAAUGAUUUUCAAGCAACCAGUGAGCUCUGAGAAGUUAUUUGAUCCGAGAGUGAUAGAGAGCAUUUUGGUGAAGUUACUAAAGCCUCGUGACACAAAGUUAAUCCAAGAACGGAUCUUGGAGGCUAUGGCUAGCUUGUAUGGAAACGGUAGUCUAUCGUGUUACCUAGAUGAUGCAGAAGCUAAGAGAGUCCUUAUCGCGCUCAUAACUAUGGCUUCCGCUGAUGUACGAGAGCUUCUUAUAAUUUGCUUGUCUCGCUUAUGUCAUGAGAAAUUUGGAAUUUGGGAGGCGGUUGGAAAGAGAGAAGGAAUCCAAUUGUUUAUAUCGUUUCUAGGUUUGUCUAGUGAGCAACACCAAGAGUAUGCUGUUGAAAUGCUGGAAAUUUUGACAGCCCAGGUCGAUGAUAGUAAAUGGGCUGUGACCGCAGCCGGGGGGAUUCCUCCACUUGUUCAGUUGCUCGAGACUGGAUCUCUAAAGGCCAAGGAAGAUUCUGCCAGGAUCCUCUGGAAUUUGUGCUGUCACAGUGAGGAAAUCCGUGAUUGUGUUGAAAGAGCUGAUGGUAUUCAGGCAUUCUUGUGGCUACUGAAGACCGGUGGACCGAAUUCCCAGGAAACAUCUGCAAAGACACUAGUGAAGCUUGUCCGUACAGCUGAGCCUGCUACAAUUAAUCAGUUGUUGGCUUUACUUCUGGGAGAUAAUCCGAGUUCUAAGGUUCAUGUAAUACAAGUAUUGGGUCAUGUGCUUUCUAAAGCUUCGCAAGAGGAUCUUGUUCAUAGCGGAUGUGCUGCUAACAAAGGACUGAGGUCCCUUGUACAGUCCUUGACAUCUUCCAGGGAUGAAACAAAGGAGCAUACAGCUUCAGUCUUAGCUGAUCUGUUUAGCUCAAGACAAGAUAUCUGUGAUCAUCUUGCGACUGAUGACAUUAUUAAUCCAUGGAUUAAGCUCCUUACGAACAACACUCAGAAUGUGGCGAAACAGGUGGCUAGGGCUUUGGACGCACUGUCCCGCCCGGUGAAGAAAAACUCUCAUAAAAAGAAGUCUUACAUUGCAGAAGGAGAUUUUAAGUCACUCAUAAAAUUGGCUAAGGACUCUUCCAUUGAGUCUGCAGAAAAUGCAGUUUCUGCUCUGGCAAAUAUUCUGUCUGAUCCGGAUAUUGCUGCAGAAGCACUAGCUGAAGAUGUUGUUUCAGCUUUCACAAGAAUUUUGGCUGAUGGAUCUUCAGAGGGUAAGAGAAAUGCAUCACGGGCACUUCAUCAGUUACUUCAGAACUUUCCAGUUUGUGAUGUGCUAAAGGGAAGCGCCCAGUGCCGUUUUGCUAUGCUUUCACUCGUUGAUUCUCUAAAAGCAAUUGAUAUGAAUAGCACAGAUGCUUUCAACAUACUGGAAGUCGUUGCACUCUUGGCAAGGGCUAAGGAUGGAGUAAAUUUCUCUUACCCUCCAUGGAUUGCCCUUGCCGAAGUGCCAUCAAGCGUGGAGACCCUUGUGCAAUGCCUUGCUGAAGGCCGUACUCUUGUGCAAGAUAAGGCAAUAGAAAUUUUGUCCAGGCUUUGCUCUGAUCAACAACUUCUGCUCAGUGAACUUAUAGUUUCAAGAUCCAAGUCAAUAGGGGUUUUGGCUGAUAGAAUCGUGAAUGCAUCGAGCUUAGAAGUGAGAGUUGGAGGGACAGCGCUGCUCUUAUGUGCUGCAAAAGAGAAGAAGCAGCUGAUCAUGGAGGCACUUGAUCAGUCUGGUUUUUCAAAGAUCUUGUUACAUGCUCUAGUAGACAUGAUAAAGCACAAUUCUGAAUGCUUUUCUAUAGAAACUGAAGUCCAGACAUCUAAAGGUUUUAUGGAAACAAAUGUUGUCCAGGAUACAGGUGGUUUUUAUUUCCCUGAUCCAGCUAAAAUCUUGGGUGGUACAGUCGCACUGUGGCUGCUAUGCGUACUCACUUCUGUUGAUGCUAAGUCAAAGCUCAUUGUUAUGGAAGCUGGCGGACUUGAGGUUCUCUUUGGGAAGCUUGCUAGGUAUACUUCCAGUCCUCAGGCUGAAUUUGAGGAUACAGAAGGAAUUUGGAUUAGCGCUCUCCUCCUGGCUAUCAUGUUCCAGGAUGACAAUGUGUCCUUAUCUUCAACGACAAUGCAGAUCAUUCCAACACUUGCACUUUUGCUAAGAUCUGAUGAACUGAUAGAUCGGUAUUUCGCUGCCCAUGCAAUGGCUAGUCUUGUUUGUACUGGGAACAGAGGAAUAAAUCUGACAGUUGCAAACUCAGGUGCUGUUUCUGGGAUAAUAAACCUUCUUGGCUAUGUGGAGUCAGAGAUGCUGAACUUGAUUGCUUUGGGAAAUGAAUUCUCUCUGGUGAAAGAGCCUGACCAAGUCAUUCUUCAACACCUUUUUGAAAUUGAAGAUGUGAGGCUUGGCUCCACUGCACGCAAAUCUAUCCCACUGCUUGUUGAUCUCUUAAGGCCAAUUCCAGAUAGGCCAGGAGCCCCUCAAUUUGCCGUCCAAAUCUUGAUUCGCAUUGCUGAUGGAAGUGACACAAAUAAAUUGCUAAUGGCUGAAGCUGGAGCUGUGGAAGCUUUAACGAAGUACCUUUCUCUAAGCCCUCAAGACUCAACUGAGUACAUCAUAUCUGAAUUGCUUAGGGUGUUAUUUAGCAACCAUGAGCUUAGACAAAACGAAAUGGCUCUAAGUUCCUUGAAUCAGCUUAUAGCAGUACUUCGUCUGGGGUCGAGAAGUGCAAGAUACAGCGCCGCUGGGGCUCUGAAUGAGCUCUUUGAUGCUGAACACAUCAGAAAAUCUGAAAUCGCCUGCCAGGCUGCUCAACCAUUGAUGGACAUGCUCGGCUCUGUAUCAGAGAGUGAGCAAGAGGUAGCUCUCUCUGCAUUGAUUAAACUAAGCUCAGGAAAUACUUCGAAUACAGCUCUUCUGAUUGAUGUGGAAGACAGUCUGCUGGAAAAUCUAAACAAAAUCUUAUCAUCUGCUUCUGCUUCUGCUUCAGAGGAGUUAAAGAUAAAUGCUGCCAGACUUUGUUCUGUUGUUUUCUCGAACAAAAACGUCAGAGCAAGUCCAUCCGCCUCCGAAUGCAUGAAGUCCCUAAUAACUCUUAUGCAGUCUGGAAGAAGUGCAGAAGUUGAAGCAGCAGUUUGUGCUAUUAAGAUAUUGUUGGAUGACGAGCAACAGUUGGAACUCGCGGCAGCUCAUGACAUUCAGGAGAUUCUUGUUGGCUUGGUUUCCGGAACAAAUUACAGAGUUAUUGAGGCUAGCUUAUCAGCUCUCAUUAAGCUGGGGAAAGACAGAGUACCACGCAAGUUGGAGAUGGUGGAAGCUGGAAUAAUUGAUCGAUGUCUUGAGCUACUACCUGGGGCCUCAAGUUCGUUAUGUUCCUCUGUUGCAGAGCUGUUUCGAAUUUUAACAAAUAGUGGAGUAAUCGCAAGAAGACCAGAUGUUACAAAAAUUGUAGAACCUCUUUUCAUGGUCUUGCUCCGAUCAGACUUGACCUUAUGGGGGCAACACAGUGCGUUACAAGCACUUGUUAACAUUUUGGAAAAACAGCAGAGCCUUGAAGCUUUUAGUUUUACGCCCAGUGAAGCCAUGGUGCCUCUGAUUUCAUUUUUGGAGUCUUCGUCUCAAGCCAUCCAGCAGCUUGGAGCAGAACUUUUGAGCCAUUUUCUUACAAUGGAAGAUUUCCAGCAAGACAUCACAACACAGAGUGCUGUUGUUCCUCUGGUUCGGCUUGCUGGAAUUGGAAUACUGAGCCUGCAGGAAACUGCGAUAAAGGCACUGGAGAAGAUUUCAGCUAGCUGGCCUAAGGCUGUUCUUGAUGCUGGAGGUAUUUUUGAGCUAUCCAAAGUUAUUCUUCAGGAGGAUCCUCAGCCAUCUCUUGAUCUGUGGGAGUCAGCUGCUUUUGUUCUCUCCAAUGUUCUGCAGUGUGACGCAGAAUGCUUUUUCAGAGUUGAACUACCAGUUUUAGUAAAAUUGUUGUUCUCGACGAUUGAAAGCACGGUGAUGCUGGCUCUUAAAGCAUUGAUGAUUCACGAGAAGAACGAUGCUUCAAGCACAGUACAAAUGGCUGAGCUUGGCGCAAUCGAUGCAUUACUAGACCUCCUGAGAUCUCAUCAGUGCGAGGAAGAGUCAGGAAGCUUGCUCGAAGUAAUAUUUAACAAUCCAAGGGUAAGAGAGUUGAAGUUAUGCAAAUACGCGAUAGCACCACUCUCUCAGUAUCUGUUGGACCCUCAGACGAGAUCAGACCCUGGUAGACUUCUUGCUGCUCUUGCACUUGGAGACCUUUCUCAACACGAAGGGCUUUCUAGAUCCAGUGGUUCUGUUUCCGCUUGUCGUGCGCUCAUUAGCGUGCUAGAAGAACAACCAACAGAAGAAAUGAAAGUGGUGGCGAUAUGUGCGUUGCAGAAUUUUGUAAUGAAUAGUAGAACAAAUAGGCGAGCUGUUGCAGAGGCUGGUGGUGUAUUGUUAAUUCAGGAGCUGCUUCUUUCUUGCAACGCAGAAGUUUCUGGGCAAGCUGCACUGAUGGUCAAGUUUUUGUUCUCCAACCACACACUCCAAGAAUAUGUCUCGAAUGAGCUUAUACGAUCACUAACAGCUGCACUUGAGAGAGGCUUGUGGUCUACAUCAACUAUAAAUAUCGAAGUUUUGAGAACCAUAAAUGUGAUUUUCUCCAACUUCCCCAAGCUCCGUGCCUCAGAAGCUGCUACUUUCUGCAUCCCUCAUUUGGUAGGGGCGCUCAAAUCUGGUGGUGAAGAUGUUCAAGGGUUAGUAUUGGAUAUUCUCUACUUGAUAAGACACUCGUGGACAAGUAUGGGUAUAGACGUUGCAAAGUCUCAAGCCAUGAUUGCAGCUGAAGCGAUUCCCGUCCUGCAAGUGCUGAUGAAAACAUGUCCUCCUAGGUUCCACGACAAGGCAGACAGCUUAUUGCACUGCUUACCAGGUUGCUUAACAGUGAACGUCAUGCGUGCCAAUAACUUAAAGCAGUCUAUGGCAAGCACAAACGCCUUUUGUCAACUAACAAUAGGAAACUGCCCUCAACGGCAAACUAAGGUUGUGAGCAACAGCACUUGUCCUGAGUGGAAAGAAGGCUUUACUUGGGGAUUUGAUGUUCCUCCCAAAGGACAAAAGCUUCACAUCAUUUGCAAGAGCAAAAGCACAUUCGGAAAGACAACUCUAGGUCGUGUCACAAUCCAAAUCGACAAAGUGGUGACGGAAGGAGUGUACAAUGGAUCUCUAAGCCUGAAUCAUGAAAACAGCAAAGAUGCUUCUUCCAGAUCUAUCGACAUCGAGAUUGCAUGGUCCAACAGAACAACGGAUGAUGCUCUUUGA
Messenger RNA from Microthlaspi erraticum, 6426 nucleotides. NCBI's taxonomy places the organism in Eukaryota, Viridiplantae, Streptophyta, Magnoliopsida, Brassicales, Brassicaceae. The record is from the annotation of a GenBank genome assembly.